This is a messenger RNA of Galendromus occidentalis (western predatory mite), 374 nucleotides long. It is a transcript of the gene RpL37A, whose product is annotated as ribosomal protein L37A. Gene Ontology annotation, molecular function: structural constituent of ribosome. Gene Ontology annotation, biological process: translation. The record is from RefSeq and is a predicted model, not a curated record. NCBI's taxonomy places the organism in Eukaryota, Metazoa, Arthropoda, Arachnida, Mesostigmata, Phytoseiidae. Bases 65 to 343 code for a protein of 92 amino acids. The transcript has a single exon. Gene Ontology annotation, cellular component: ribosome.
UUCGCUUCCGGCCGAGCACGCGUCGACAUCGUGUGCGGAAAACUUCGCAAAGUUACCCAAAAAAAUGGCCAAGCGUACGAAGAAGGUCGGAGUCGUCGGGAAGUAUGGUACCCGUUAUGGAGCCUCGCUGCGUAAGAUGGUCAAGAAAGUGGAAAUCACCCAGCACGCCAAGUACACGUGCACUUUCUGUGGCAAGGAGUCGAUGAAGCGAACCUGUGUCGGCAUUUGGAGUUGUAAAUCGUGCAGGAAAACCGUCGCCGGCGGGGCUUACGUCUUCGCAACCACCGCCGCUGCCACCGUGAGGUCAUCAGUGCGUCGACUUCGUGAAACCAAGGAGGUCUAAAUAAAUCUGUGACUCCCUUUGCGAAACAAAG